AAAAAAUUGUCGCCAUCAGAUGUUUAGAUUCUGUCAAAACACACAAAGACCUGCAUUCUUGAUUGGACUUGUCACCUGUAGGUUCAGGCAAAUACGAUUCAAUCUAAAAGUGAAUAUUUUUUCAUUUUCUCUGAAUAUUCUACUAUUUCAAAUAGUUCCAUUGGUUUUCUAUAAGGAAGAAAAUUCCGUGCAAGUUACUGAAUGAAUAUUAUGGAAAAGUUGAGAUACAAUAAAGAUGCAAAAAAAAUUUAGAGAUAUCAUCAAACAGCACUUCCCCAUAUUAGUUGAUGAAAUAGAACCAGAAGCUUUCGCCCAUUAUUUGUUGAGAAAAAAAGUGCUAAAAAAAGGAGAGGUUAACAGAAUUUUAGCUGAUAGAGGAAAUUACAAACACAAUAAUAGACUUCUCCUGUUUCAAAUACUCAAGAAAAGUGAUGCUCAUUAUCAUGACUUUGUAGAAGGCUUGGAGCUAUUCCAGUUGAAACAUCUUUUUGUUGGGAAUCCACGGAGCCAUAUCAAAGUUUUCUAUCAAGGCAACCAAAAUACACCAGAUGAGGAACUCGUUGAUUUUUCGAACUUGACCUUGCACAGUCCUGUUGACCGCAACAAUAGAACCAGUACAAGCGCAAUCACUAACUAUAAUGAAAAACCUCUAGAUGUUAAAGUAAAAUUAGCUACAAAUUUUCAACAAACAGAUUCAGAUAAUGUGUAUGAUGCAAAAUCAUCUAAUAGAGGCCAAGUCUUAAUUAUCAAUAAUAUAGUUUUUGACAGUCAUUCAAGAAGAGAAGGUUCUGAACAUGAUGUGAAAUGCCUGGAGAGUUUGUUCAAACAAAUGUUCUUCAAAGUUGAAAUUGAAUCAGAAUUGAGUGUGACUGAAAUGGAGAAAGUUAUCCGGAGGUUUGCAGCGUUUAAUUCAAAUAAAAUAUCUGAUAUAUGUAUUGUGGUUAUUAUGAGUCAUGGAGAAGAAAGGAAUAAGGAUCUUGUUGUUAUUGAUAAGACUAACAAUGGCCUCAGUACCUCAUGGAUUGAAGAACAAUUCACUAAUGUGAAUUGUGGUCUGUUCUCUGGAAAACCCAAAAUACUCUUAUAUCAAAUGUGCAGGGGCAUUCAAGAUGAUUAUGCAAUUACUAGUUCACCAAGAAUCAAUAGAGAUCCUAGUUCGGUUCAAUAUGAUAGUGAGGAUUCUGUUCAGACAGAUUCUGGAAAUAUGCUCCUUCCUGUUGAACGUCGAGUAGAAGAUAUGCUUAUUGGGUAUGCAACCCAGAAAGGACACAGAGCUCAUAGAGAUCCUAACGUGGGAUCAUGGUACAUUCAGUUAAUCUGCAAAGUUUUUAUGGAGAAAGCUCAUAAUACAGACAUUGUGAGUAUGUUGAAUGAAGUGGACAGAAAAUUGAGAAGCAGAGCUAGUCCCCAGUACACAAUGCAGACUGCAAGUUACACAUCGAAUGGCUUUAAUAAAUUAUUGUAUUUCAAUCCUGGCAUCUAUUUGGAUAAUGUUGGGAAUACGCAAAGAUUUGUUGAGUCAGUUUCCUAGGUUAAGUAGAAAAAUAUUUUUUUAUUAUUGCAAUAAUAUUAUUUACUGGAAUAAAUUAUUUUAUACAUA
Messenger RNA from Coccinella septempunctata (seven-spotted ladybird), 1600 nucleotides. RefSeq names its product caspase-3-like. The transcript is spliced from 6 exons. Gene Ontology annotation, biological process: proteolysis. The coding region runs from base 236 to 1531 and encodes 431 amino acids. Gene Ontology annotation, molecular function: cysteine-type endopeptidase activity. NCBI's taxonomy places the organism in Eukaryota, Metazoa, Arthropoda, Insecta, Coleoptera, Coccinellidae. The record is from RefSeq and is a predicted model, not a curated record.